Messenger RNA from Spirodela intermedia, 2739 nucleotides. The record is from the annotation of a GenBank genome assembly. NCBI's taxonomy places the organism in Eukaryota, Viridiplantae, Streptophyta, Magnoliopsida, Alismatales, Araceae.
AUGCCUUACCUGGUGAGGGAGGACCUUUAUAUCGGCAAGAUCGAUGACGCUGCGGAUAUCCUAAUGAAAGGCACAGGAGAGAUCACCCACGUCCUUUCUCUCCUCAGCUCUGCCGCCAUCUCAUUCUUCUCGGAUUGGAAGUCGAGCGUCUCGAUCCCGAGCCAGGAGAUACGUAAGGUCUUUGCCGGUGAAUCUGGGAGGCCAUCUUGCUCAGAUGAUGAAGCCGACGUUUCCCCAAGGAAGGCGGUCUCCCAAGGGAAGCUCAUGUACUCACUUGAGCUGGCAGGUCCCGGAAUGAAGAUUGUGAGGUUGGCGGUGCCUCUAAGGGAUAUGGAGGAGGAAAACCUACUGGACCGUCUAGACAUCUGUCUCGACUUCAUUGAAAAAGGCAGGAAGGAGGGUUCCAUUCUGGUGCAUUGCUUUGCUGGUGUUUCGAGAAGGUACAUGAACUAUUUUUUCUGCCGAAGUUUUGAUUUUGUGGGUAAAUCUCUGAGUCCUAUUGACUAUCCAGAUUUCAUAGGUUAUCCAAUAAGAAUUACAUGACUAGCUACAGAACGUAGGAGACACGAGCUCGGUUUAUUCAUCUUGUUUUUUCCUUAAAAUUCGCCGAAUAAUCUUGAUGAAUUGUUUGAUUAGGUAAAGAUUAUCUUGUUUUCCCAGAAAAAUUGUCGAUGAAUCUUGAUGGAGUGGCCUCUAUUUCUUGGGUGACUCGGGAAAUGUAAUUUAUGAAUGGGUAUGGGUCUUGUUCGAAAUGGAAUGGGCUACUUUUUCUUUCUCGUAAAUGUUAAUAUAAUUACAUAUUUAUGUUAUAGUACGCCUGGUCCGAAUCUGCAUAUCUAUGUUUCACCCCCUAACUAUUGCAGAAAGCCUAGUUCACUCCCCAUAAACUCUUUCUUUUGCUGCAAAUUAUAACGCUUCACCUCUGUUCUUCUCUUCUGUUCUAGACUGAUGUGGGUAUAGAGGCUUGUUCCCCUUUUUCCUGAUGUCACAAACUCUUUUUUUUAUGCUGCAAGUUUAUCGAUCAAAUGAGAACUUGUUAGUUCUGGUGCAUGAAAUUAAUUGCCUCACGUUAUGCAUUUAUUUCUUUAAAUGGCGCAAUACUCACCAGAGGGUAACGAAGUAAAAUCUUGUUUAUUCAUCAUUUUAUUUCGCCAAUUUUUAGAUUGACUUAAAAUUAAGGUUUACAUGCUCCUCCCCUUUUGUUUUUUUGUUUUUUUGUGCAGCGCAGCCGUCGUUACAGCGUAUCUAAUGAAAUCUGAACAAAAAUCUCUAGAAGGUUACAAAACGUUUUUCCUUUGAGCUAACAGUCCUGCCUCUACCAUUCAUAUUUAUCUCCUUCCACCUGUGUGCAGACGCUCUCGAAUCCCUGGAGCAAGUCUGUGAAUUUGUUUGCCCGAAUGAUGGCUUCAAGGAUCAGGUGGGUGAUCAUCUUAUACCUGCAUAUAGUAUGAUUGAAAUUUCUUGAUUUCUUUGGUUCUGAAUUUAUUCUUCAUUUGUCUUAUUCAGUUAAAAAUGUUUGAGGAUAUGGGCUUCAAGGUAGACCCUGCCAGCUCCAUCUAUAAGCGCUUUAGGUUGAAGGUACUUGGUGAGUUUCCUCUCCCUCCUCGACUUGAUGGUCGCACCAAUCUAUUGCUACAUACUUGAUGCGCCAUUCCAUUUCAUCAGCCUGUCGGACCUACUAAUGCCAUGCACUUUCCUAAGUCAGAAUAAAGAAAGAGACGAUAGUAGAAGGAUGGGUGGGGAAUCCUACAUAGUGAACUGAAUAAUCUUAUACAAGUGGUGUUUAGCUACCCAGAAGCCUUCAUCUUCUUGCUGUCUUAAUAUGAUACGUGAUACGUGAUAAUAACUCUCUCUCUCUCUCUCUCUCUCACGCAGAUAGGUGUAAAUGGAAGGCCCAGCCUAGGCUCCACCAUUUGAAUAUUUUAUGAUCAUGCACCCGUAACUCAAAGAUCAUAACAUCACUCUAAUAUAUUCCUGGACGGUUUCAGGUGAUUCCUAUAACCGAGGUCACAAGAUUGACAGCUCCAUCUUCGGGGCCGACCCUGGGCUCCCUCCGCUGUCAAGCCUUCCGGAGGCUGCCCCCAAGCAGAAUGUGCCGGCCAAGGCCUACCGCUGCAAGAAGUGCAGAAGGGUGGUGGCCCUGCAGGAAAACGUGGUCGGCCACACCCCUGGCGAGGGCGAGGCUUGCUUUGGGUGGCAAAAGAGGAGAAGCGGCAACCCCUUCAACAGGCGCGGCGAGUCGGAUUGCUCCUCCAUAUUUGUCGAGCCUCUGCGGUGGAUGACCGAAGGUGAGGUUCAUCGAACCCAGUCUACAGUUUCUCCAUGGCUAAGUUUUCCGCAGAGCUGCCAAUAGGCCAGCAUCCCUAACCAAUGUCGUAAAUCAUGUUCAAACUGGCCCCAGAUCCUCAAAACCCUUGCCUCUCUUGGAUCAUAUACGUACGCAUAUAUAUAUAUAUAUAUAUAUAUAUAUAUAUAUAUAUAUAUGUAUGUAUGUAUUUGUAACUAUAGCUAGGAGGGAUUGUGUUAUGAAGCUAUGGGAUAUCUGUCAUUUGUUGUGUCUGAUGUCUCAUUCUGGAAAUGGCAGUGGAGGGAGGCGGGCUGGAGGGGAAACUCUCCUGUAUCCACUGUGAAGCACGGCUGGGUUACUUCAACUGGUCUGGCAUCCAGUGCAGCUGUGGCAGCUGGAUCACUCCUGCCUUUCAGAUUCACAAGAACCGAGUUGAUGUCAGCACCGUCUGA